Molecule: messenger RNA, 2894 nt
Organism: Drosophila bipectinata
Lineage: Eukaryota; Metazoa; Arthropoda; Insecta; Diptera; Drosophilidae
Gene: DIP-epsilon
Product: Dpr-interacting protein epsilon
Cellular component (GO): neuron projection
Source: RefSeq, a predicted model, not a curated record
CACCCCUCCUAAUUAAAUUAUGUUGCAAAAGCCGAGGAAGGCUGAACGAAACAUGAAAAUCCGUUCUUCUGACGUCUCGUGGCUAUAUUUAUAACUCCUCCUUUUAGAUCCCCUCCAACAAUUGUCCCCUAGCUGCAAUAACUCCGUGAAUACAAGUUCGAGGAAUAAAGACACAAGUAUUUAAAUGGGACAUGCCGAAAAACACAGCAAAUGUUAGACAAACAAAAAAUUAAUCAACAUAAAGUGAUUAAUUUCUGCUGAUAAUGAUGAAAACAAUUUAAUGGUCAUAGAUCACUAUUGUACACUUCUUAAAAACUAACUGAAAAGCCGGCCAAAAUGAUAGGCAAUUGCGAAAGGAUUGUUACCACUUUUUUUGUGACCCUUGGUUGCCUAUUUUCCUUUGCGGUGGCUCUAACAACCGAUGUCGGAAGUGAUGGAAAUGCUGUGAGUGUUGGCGGCUCAACUCUUAAUAAUGCCAUUAGCGAGGACCCAGAAUUUACGGAUGUCAUCGAGAAUAUUACGGUUCCCGCGGGUCGCAAUGUUAAACUGGCUUGUUCCGUCAAGAAUCUAGGCUCUUAUAAGGUGGCGUGGAUGCAUUUCGAGCAAUCGGCCAUUCUCACCGUGCACAACCAUGUGAUAACCCGUAAUCCGAGGAUUAGUGUAACUCACGAUAAGCACGACAAGCAUCGCACCUGGUUCCUGCAUAUCAACAAUGUCCAGGAGGAGGACAAGGGCCGGUACAUGUGCCAGAUAAAUACGGUGACGGCCAAGACCCAAUACGGAUUCGUUAAAGUUGUUGUACCUCCCAAUAUAGAUGACGCCCUGACCUCCAGUGACGUAAUAGUUCGCGAGGGCGAUAACGUGACUCUGCGCUGCAAGGCGAAAGGCAGCCCCGAGCCAAGCAUUAAAUGGAAGCGAGACGAUGGGAACAGAAUCGUAAUCAACAAAACGCUCGAAGUGAGUGAUUUAGAGACGGACUCCCUGGAACUGGAGAGGAUAUCGCGUCUGCAUAUGGGGGCCUACCUCUGCAUCGCCUCCAAUGGAGUGCCACCCAGUGUUUCCAAGAGGAUCAAAGUCAGCGUUGAUUUUUCUCCCAUGGUCUGGAUACCCCAUCAGCUGGUGGGCAUACCAAUUAGCUUCAACAUUACCUUAGAAUGCUUUAUCGAGGCGAAUCCGACUUCCUUAAACUACUGGACCCGCGAAAAUGAACAAAUGAUAACAGAAUCGUCCAAGUAUAAAACUGAAACGAUUCCGGGCCAUCCGUCAUACAAGGCAACCAUGCGUCUGACAAUUACGAAUGUGCAGGCCAGCGAUUAUGGAAACUACAAGUGCGUCGCCAAAAAUCCUCGUGGCGACAUGGAUGGGAAUAUAAAGUUAUACAUGUCAAAUCCACCAACCACACAGCCACCGCCCACAACCACAACGCUGCGGAGGACGACGACGACCGCGGUAAACACGGAUGGCUACAACCACACACCCCUCAAUGGCGAAAGUCCAACAAAUUCCGUGAUUGUGAUUGACAAAAUGGGUAUUAAAUAUCAAUCGAAUCUGAACGAGAUUGGCAAAUCGGAGCAGAAACUCACAGGCACCAAUCCCAAGGGCUAUGACUGGUCCAAGGGCAAGGACAGUGGCAGCCCCGGACUCCUCACACACCUAGACCUAGGGUCGAAGGUCACUUGCUGGCUUCUGGCACUUCUGUUGCUGAUGCUGCCAAAUCGCUUCCACGACUAGGGAAUCGCAUAACAGUCUUAUUAAUGAAGUGCCAUUAAAUCAACUCGAGUAGAAAAUGAAAAUUGAGCCAGACACACUAAAGCAAAUGAUAAGCCCAGCAAAUAAAUACAUUUCUGUAGGUACUUAAUUAAACAAAUUGCACACACACCAGGGAUGUUUCAUGUUUUUGUUGUAGCCUUAUUUUACACGCAAAUACCCGCAAAAUAUGAUAUUACAAAAAAAAAAUAGUUCAAACAAAUAAAACAGUAAAUUAAUCAAGCGCCAAAAUUGAUUUAAAAGUCGAAUAUUAUUUCAAUUUUCACGCAAAAUUUGUUGAAUGCUCCGCUGCACUAUUGUCUGAUUUGCUCUUUUUUUGAUUUUGUUAUACUAUUUUCCAUUAACUGAUUGAACUAAACAAACAUUUGAUUCAUAUUGAUUCGAUAGAGUAUGCCGAGUACGCCGUCAAUGGGAAAAAUUGUGGCAACGGCUGGUGGGCAGACCAGAAAACACUCACACACAUCCUGGUUAGUUAGUCAAAACAAAAAUUCAAUUUAAAACAACAAGUGGGAUAAACAUACAUUUUAAAUGUUGCCAAAUUGUUGGAAACAAUGCAAAAAAACGCACUGCAAUCACACAAAUUGUAAAUAUACUAAAGCAUCUACAUACAACCGUGAAAAUAAAAGCAAAUGCAAUUGUAAAUUAUGUACUCGUUAUAGGCAAUACAAAUAGCAGCUCAUUUGUUUGGCCAACAUAAUAUAGAGAGAGGGCUCCAAAGAAUAUGAAAAUUAAAUUAAUGCCAGUAUUAGCCCAAAGAGCAGGAACGUAAAUAGCAUUAAUCAAAAGAUAUACAUAAAAAACAAGAAAAAAUUAAACAAUGCAAACACAAGUACUUAUAAAGCGCAAGCUGUUAAUGAAUAUUUUAGAUAGUUGGCGAGUUCGAUUGUUUUACAUACGAAGCAUAACAUAUAUAUUUAUAUCCAUUCACCAUAAGCCCAACUAAACCAGAAGCUAAACUAAGUACGUCUAACCUAUACACAUACUCAAUUAAAUCUAAAUACUUAUAUCAUAGGCUUUAGUUUGUGUUUCUUACCGAUAAGAGUGAUAAUGUACAUUGAAUGAAUCGAUUCUCAAGUGAGCAAACUGCAAAGGAAACAAAUAAAAGAUCUGUUUGGGAUUGCUUCGUA